AUGCCGAACCAGAAGAGAGGACCGUGGACCUGCGAGGAGGACAAGCUACUGCUCAAGCUGAUCGACCAGCACGGCGCGUUCAAUUGGGUCAAGAUCAGCGCGUUGCUCAAGUCGCGGUCGCCAAAGCAGUGCCGCGAGCGGUACCACCAGAACCUCAAGCCGUCGCUGAACAAGACGCCCAUCUCGGAGCAGGAGGGCGAGCUGAUCCAGGAGCUGGUGGCGAAAAUAGGCAAGAAAUGGGCCGAGAUCUCGCGCGUGCUCAACAACGGGCGCUCGGACAAUGCGAUCAAAAACUGGUGGAAUGGCGGCACGAACAAGCGCAAGCGGGCGCGCAAGUCGAUUGCCGCUCGCCAGAUCAUACAGAACUACCACAUGCACUCGCUGCAGAGCUACGUGCAGACGCGCGAGCAGGCGGUCUACGUGCCCGCUGCGGCGACGCCGCCGCAGCAGCAGGGCAAGUUUGCGGAGCAGCAGGCCCUGCCUCCCCUGACCGCGCUCACUCCGAACAUGAGCCGGCGCAACUCGCUCGAGGUCGUGCCGCAAAAUGUCGGCUUCAAGGACGCCAAGCGGCAGUUUAUGCUCUACUCUCCGGAGGACAGCUCGCAGGCCUCCCGCUGCGCGAUUUCUGAGGGACCUGCGGCGAGUUUCGUACCACGCCUGCCUGCGCUUGCGCACCGUGCAGUGCCUCUCAGUGUGGCUGUCACGCCUGCAUCUCCGCAAGGCUGCCACAACGCGAUGCCCGGCACUGGGCCCGGUCUCGCAGAGCACCAGCUUGCCAUACAUUCGCCGCCGGGGUCGCGCGAGACUCUAUACGACACGCAUGACAGGAGCGCCCUCUGCAAGCUGGACUUCCUCCUCAACAAGGACGAGGCAAACAAGGCGGCGCAGGUCGAAUUCACGGCCGCGCCCGCCGCAUCUGGAGCUGACCACAAGUAG
Messenger RNA from Eremothecium gossypii ATCC 10895, 936 nucleotides. Its product is annotated as AEL176Cp. The coding region runs from base 1 to 936 and encodes 311 amino acids. Gene Ontology annotation, molecular function: DNA-binding transcription factor activity, RNA polymerase II-specific; RNA polymerase II cis-regulatory region sequence-specific DNA binding. Gene Ontology annotation, cellular component: nucleus. The transcript has a single exon. Lineage: Eukaryota; Fungi; Ascomycota; Saccharomycetes; Saccharomycetales; Saccharomycetaceae. Gene Ontology annotation, biological process: positive regulation of transcription by RNA polymerase II; mitotic cell cycle. The record is from RefSeq and is marked provisional.